CAGGCAGGGGCCUAGCUACAAAUAUUUCCCCACUAAAAAUUCUACUUGUUCCCGAUAGCUAUAAAACGCCGCCGCGAUUUUCUUUUGGCACGAGUCCAGCACUCUCUCUCAUUUCAACACCAAUUGCAGCGGCGGCGCGUGUAUCUCACUUCGAGCUCUGCUGCCCUUAAAGCCCGAACUUGCUUGCGAACAUCUUAUCAUCAGCUGGUUGAGCCGGUUGAACGAUGAAUUUUGCGGAUGAGGAUUUUGAGCUGAGAGAAGUUCAGCAACUCGAAGGUCACGCCGAUAGGGUUUGGAACGUCGCCUGGAAACCGGCAACCGGAGCCGACGGUGUCCCCGCCGUGCUUGCUUCCUGCAGUGGAGAUAAAACCAUCCGCAUCUGGGAGCAAAGCCCUCUUACCGGCUCUUUCCAGUGCAAGGCAGUUUUGGAGGAUACUCACACUAGGACUGUUAGAUCUUGUGCUUGGUCGCCCUCCGGCAAAUUGUUGGCGUCAGCAAGUUUCGAUGGCACCACUGCUGUAUGGGAAGAUGUUGAUGGCGAUUUUUCCUGUGUUUCUACUCUAGAGGGUCAUGAGAAUGAAGUUAAAAGCGUCUCCUGGAAUGCAUCUGGAUCGUUGCUCGCGACUUGUGGUCGAGACAAAUCAGUUUGGAUAUGGGAAGUAUUACCCCAUAAUGAGUUUGAAUGUGUUUCAGUUUUACAAGGACAUACACAGGAUGUCAAAAUGGUGCAAUGGCAUCCUUCAAUGGAUAUUCUGUUCUCAUGCAGCUAUGACAAUGCAAUCAAGGUCUGGGCGGGUGAUGGAGACAAUGAUGAUUGGAAUUGUGUACAGACUUUAAAUGAAUCCAACAGCGGACAUACAUCUACAGUCUGGUCCUUAUCUUUUAAUACCAGUGGAGACAAGAUGGUUUCCUGCAGUGAUGAUCUCACCGUUAAGAUAUGGAAAUGUGACAUCGUGAAGGCACAUUCCGGAGAUGGCAUUGCACCUUGGACGCAUCUCUGUACCCUCUCUGGUUAUCACGACCGGACUAUUUUUUCCGUUCACUGGUCAAGGGAGGGAAUAAUUUCCACUGGUGCAGCUGAUGAUGCCAUACGCCUAUUUGUUGAGAAUGAAGAUGGCCUGGUUGAUGGGCCUGCAUACAAAUUGCUUCUGAAGAAAGAGAAGGCACAUAAUGUGGAUGUAAAUGCUGUGCAAUGGAGUUCCGUGGAGAGCAAGCGUCUUGCAUCUGCAAGUGAUGAUGGAACAGUCAAGAUAUGGGAACUUUGCUCAUCAACUGGACACGACAAACAAUAGUUUUUAUCUUUUGAAGAUAUGUGGACUAUUUUCCCUAUGUUCUGUAACUAAUAUGAGUCUUGUGAUCAAUUUUAGUAAGUUACAAAGCAUGAACAAUUUCUUAAUAGAAGAUUUUUCCAUCCAAGUAACUGUGCCCUCGUGUGGACGAUAUUUAAUUUGAAGUGUUCUCGGGCUCCCUGUUCCUUUUAUCCAUCAAUUUGGAUUAGAUAUUUUUGGUUUUGGGCAAGGUUUUGUUACUUAUGUUUUGUCUAUGUACUGGGGGUGAUUGGAUAUAAAUAAUGUGGAUUUUGAUUGAAUUUAUUGAUUAAAGUGAAUUAAUUUUAAAUAAAGUUGG
This is a messenger RNA of Striga asiatica, 1626 nucleotides long. The record is from the annotation of a GenBank genome assembly. Lineage: Eukaryota; Viridiplantae; Streptophyta; Magnoliopsida; Lamiales; Orobanchaceae.